CUGGCGCCGCAGGGGAAGGUACCCGGUCGUAAAAGAGGACGACCCCCAGUCCGAAAGUUUCAGAGCCAAUACUUAGAAAGUCUGUUGCCCCUCAGUAUCCCCAAAAAGAGAGGACGAAAACCUGGUUUUAAGGUAAAGCCCAGGAUGUUGACACUUCCUCAGGCGGACUCACCGCCCAACAGUACUACAGAACCUGAGAUGGGCUCCGUCCCACAGGAGGCCGCUAUACUGCCCCACUCAGCUGCUCCACAAGCCCUUACAGCUGCAACACAGGACAGUAAAAGGUCCAAGCAUCCCGGUGAAACGGACCCGUCCAACUGGGGUGUGGAGGAGGUGGUUUGGUUCAUCAAAGACGCAGACCCCCAAGCCCUCGGCCCUCACGCUGACACCUUCAGGAAGCAUGAGAUUGAUGGCGACGCUCUCCUCUUGCUGAAAAGUGAGAUGAUGAUGAAGUAUCUGGGACUGAAGCUGGGACCCGCUCUGAAACUCUGCUACCACAUCGACCGGCUGAAGCAAAGCCAACUGUGAUUGUCUUUAGUGUAGCCAAAACACUGCUGAUCUGUCUCCAAGUUUAUGAUUUAUUCAGUCAAACUAGGGACCUCAGUACCU
Messenger RNA from Synchiropus splendidus (mandarinfish), 609 nucleotides. RefSeq names its product Scm polycomb group protein like 4 (gene scml4). The coding region runs from base 145 to 528 and encodes 127 amino acids. The transcript has 4 exons. Lineage: Eukaryota; Metazoa; Chordata; Actinopteri; Syngnathiformes; Callionymidae. The record is from RefSeq and is a predicted model, not a curated record. Gene Ontology annotation, molecular function: protein binding.